Messenger RNA from Gadus chalcogrammus (walleye pollock), 1920 nucleotides. RefSeq names its product dual specificity protein phosphatase 22-B-like. Gene Ontology annotation, cellular component: cytosol. Lineage: Eukaryota; Metazoa; Chordata; Actinopteri; Gadiformes; Gadidae. The record is from RefSeq and is a predicted model, not a curated record. The transcript has 7 exons. Gene Ontology annotation, molecular function: protein tyrosine/serine/threonine phosphatase activity. Bases 271 to 936 code for a protein of 221 amino acids. Gene Ontology annotation, biological process: regulation of cell population proliferation; positive regulation of JNK cascade; protein dephosphorylation.
ACGUCAACUUCCAUGAAACAACUAUCCAUCAACUCUCACUCAGCAGGCAGACGGGAGCCUGGCACCAUAACUGAGCUUUGUUGCUUCUUGACAGGAAAACUUGGAAACAAUGUGUCCCUGAGACCCAUUUCUAGGGCCCAGAAUAGAUACAACUGUCUGCAGCAACUUGUGAGGGUGCCUGAUCUCACCCAAACAAUACUGGCGUACAACUUCGCCUCUCUACGGAUAUAAUGCUGUUGCUACCUUGACUACCUUUAGGACAAUCGUCCUAUGCACGUUAUAAACAGAGAGUGCUUCUUCCUCGAUUUGCUCUGCUCAUCAAUAUUUCUGAAGGAUAUGGGUAACGGAAUAAACAAGAUCCUGCCAGGCCUUUAUCUGGGGAACCUGAAAGAUUCUCAAGACAAGGAUCUGUUAGCCAAGUUCAACAUCACACACAUCCUCUCCAUCCACGACACAGCCAAACCCGUCCUCGAGGAUAUGAAAUACCGUUGUAUAUCUGCUUCAGAUCACUCCAAGCAAAACUUGUGUCGUUUGUCUUUGAGGAUGCCAUACUUCAAGGACAGCAUCGUCUUCAUCCACGAGUCUCGACUGCAGGGAGGAGGCUGUCUAGUCCACUGUGUGGCGGGGGUGUCCCGCAGCGUUACCCUGGUGGUGGCGUACCUCAUGACGGUGACGGGCCUGGGCUGGGUGGACUGCCUGGCUGCAGUCAGGGCUGCCAGGCCCUGCGCCAGACCAAACCUGGGCUUCCUGCGGCAGCUGGAGGAGUAUGAAAAUCUAGACCUGGCCCAGUAUAGGACAUGGUGGACGGAGCAGUUUGGGAAGAACCCGUUCAACGACCACGAGGAAAUAAAGGCUCUUUUGGACCGGAAAUCCCAGGACAACAGUGACGCCAUGGCAACCAGUAUAGUGGCGCCUAUGGCAACCAGUAGAACCUAGUGUUCAUCAACUACCAUCCAAUGCAGUCAUGCAUGGAUGUAGGAGGGGCCUGACCUUGCCAGUGUGUGUGUGUGUGUGUGUGUGUGUGUGUGUGUGUGUGUGUGUGUGUGGGUGUGGGUGUGUAUGUGUGUUUAUAGAUACAUACAAAAUGGUAUUCAAAUAUUGUCUUGAAAAACAAUAAUUCUCUGACAAAACCGGUUUUCAUUGUGUAAUGGCGUGUUAUUAAUCAUUCAUUUAUUUUGAUAUUUUGAGAAUAGGCCAGAGAAGAGACUGUGGUUAGACAGCUCCUAACAUCGAAACAACAUGCUAGAGCAGUCAAGGUUAACAUCAAGAAUAGUUUUUCUUUGUAGAUUGGAAAGCGAGAUGUUAUAGGUUAUACACGGUUAUAUCACUUGUAGAAUAAUCAAUUAAUCGUGAAACAUGAGUCAUUUAUUAAAGUGGACGUCUGUCCAAUCGGCCUGCCGUGUGUGGUCGGCUAUUAUGUUAUGACACUAUGCAAUUCAACCGAGUGAUCGAUAGUUUCUCAAUUCACGUGUAAAUACUAGUGCCCACACAUUUUACUUUACUUAGGCUUACUUCAUUUCAAAGAAAUGCAUUUGCCUCAAUCUUCGUUGAAAAUGUUUUCCAAGUGUGCGGGUGUUAUGUAGAAUACGAUCAAUGAUAGCCUACCAACUCUGACACAGGGUUUUCCCCCUGCAGCGUUACUGGAGGAGCGCAGCUCACAGGAGAUAAGAUUAAACAUAAGGGCAGGUGCCUGAGCAGCAUCGUCGCAACCCCACUGCCCCCGCCCCUUGUAGCUCAAGAGUUCAUUUAAGAGGGUUUGCCAAAUCGACGGCUUUAUAAGACUAAUCGGUUUCAAAAUGAUCUGAUCUGGUGUCGAAUUUCGGAAGUUUUUUGGUAACUUAUUUUUGUUGAAAGUAAAAUCAUUUAUUGUGUUUGACAGUGUAUAGCAUUAACAUUGGAAUUGAUUGCUCGAUUAAGAAA